Messenger RNA from Liolophura sinensis, 444 nucleotides. RefSeq lists its product as uncharacterized. The record is from RefSeq and is a predicted model, not a curated record. The transcript is spliced from 2 exons. NCBI's taxonomy places the organism in Eukaryota, Metazoa, Mollusca, Polyplacophora, Chitonida, Chitonidae. Bases 1 to 444 code for a protein of 147 amino acids.
AUGUUCAUAGAGAGAAAGAUCUUAGCUAUCCAGAUGACGUCCCAUAUCGUGGUGUCUGCCAUUGUCGUGUUGCUGUGUGUCGUGUGUCUAACAGAAGGUGCCAAGCCGACACGUCGUCGGCGCCAGGCUGCCGCUUCACAAUGGCCGGCCGCCCACGCCAUUCCUACUGGCGCAGCCAUGCCACCAACAUACCAGAGAUACGCCUUCGUUCCUGUGGACGCCUUAGGUAGACCCCAGAUGGUCUACCCAGCAAACCCGUUACUACCACCUCAACCUUAUCCCCCACAGGCUGUACCACAAUUCCUGCCCGCACCAGCCCCUCCACCCCCCAGGCCAAUCAUCCUCCCGGCCCCCGCCCCACCCCGACGAAUCAUCGUGAGGGCACCACCCCCAGUUACACCACAAGUUGUUGUUGUUCCGGCGCCGCCACGUAUCCUUUCUUGA